CACCGUCGUAUGGUCCCUAUGAGUCAAAACGAUCAGAGCAAAUUCAGUUUCGAAACAGAGAGACUAUUAGGAGAAAUGGGAACGUCGCUUCUACUUCCGAUCAUCGACCUUUCUUCGCCGGGAAAAAUCUCCACCGCUCAAUUGAUUCGUCAGGCAUGUCUUGAACAUGGAUUCUUCUAUGUCAAGAAUCAUGGAAUCUCUGAAGAAUUAGUGGAAAGGGUUUUCAAGGAGAGCAAAGGCUUCUUUAAUCUCCCACUAGAGGAAAAGAUGGCUUUACUCCGCCGUGAUUUGCUCGGUUAUACUCCAUUGUAUGCUGAGAAACUUGACCCGUCCUUGAGCUCAAUAGGUGAUUCCAAGGAAAGUUUCUAUUUUGGUUCUUUGAAAGGUGUUCUCGCUCAACGUUACCCAAAUCAAUGGCCUUCGGAAGGUAUCUUGCCAUCAUGGAGGCAAACCAUGGAAUGCUACUACAAGAAUGUCCUGUCCGUGGGUAGAAAAUUGCUCGGCUUGAUUGCCUUGGCAUUGGAUUUAGAAGAGGACUUCUUCGAAAAAGUUGGGGCCUUGAAUGAUCCUACAGCAGUUGUUCGCCUCUUACGCUAUCCAGGUGAAGUGAUUUCUUCAGAUGUUGAAACAUAUGGUGCCUCAGCUCACUCAGAUUAUGGAAUGGUCACUCUUCUUUUGACUGAUGGAGUUCCAGGACUUCAGGUUUGUAGAGACAAAUCGAAACAACCACACACUUGGGAAGAUGUCCCUGCAAUUAAAGGGGAGUUUAUCGUCAACAUUGGUGAUAUGAUGGAGAGAUGGACCAAUGGAUUGUUCCGGUCUACAUUGCACAGAGUGAUGCCGGUAGGAAAAGAACGUUACUCGGUGGUGUUCUUCUUAGAUCCCAAUCCAGAUUGUAAUGUGAAAUGCUUGGAGAGUUGUUGCAGCGAAACUUGUCCCCCAAGAUUCCCGCCUAUCCUCGCCGGCGACUAUAUAAAGGAGCGUUUCAGGCUAACAUACGCCACUUCGUAGAUGUUUUUGUUACGAAAUGUAAGAAACAAUAGUGUUCAAAGUUCAAACUUCAACCUACUAUAAUGUUUAAUUAGUGAAUAUCAAGGAACUUAUGGAACUUUGAAAAUGAUUAGUCAAAAACUCUCAAAGAUAGACACGCUUAA
Messenger RNA from Arabidopsis lyrata subsp. lyrata, 1154 nucleotides. RefSeq names its product 2-oxoglutarate-Fe(II) type oxidoreductase. The record is from RefSeq and is a predicted model, not a curated record. The transcript is spliced from 11 exons. NCBI's taxonomy places the organism in Eukaryota, Viridiplantae, Streptophyta, Magnoliopsida, Brassicales, Brassicaceae. Bases 10 to 1011 code for a protein of 333 amino acids.